AUGCGAGCCGUGGCGAGAGUGUUUGCGCUUCUUUUGUUUUUCACGACGGCUCUGGCCUCGGUGGACAAGCCGAGAUUUUCACAGUCGCAUAUCCGAAGCCUUUUCCAGCCACUUCACCUUCGCAUCAUCCUCACAGGGGAUUCAAUGCAGAUCCACGGACAGCUUGUCUUCGACGUUUUUGCCAGCCCGGUUCUGUCUGCCGACAACUCCAGCGUACGCUACGAUGGCGUCGCCACAUUUAUUGAGGACGAGAAGGAAUUUACGUACGUUCUUGCAGAUGGAGCGGCAUACCUCGCAGAGAGUUCACGUGUCCAAAACCACAUCAAGCGGAAAGUGAGAUGUCUUUCAACGAUCACCCCCUUUGAUGAAAUUGUGUCGGCGCUAAAUAACCUCACGGUUACUCCAUACUCAAGCAUUCAAGACAUUCCUUUUGACUGUGCAAGCAAAACGGCGUACACGACAUCUUUCGGUGGUGAGAAAUUCGUUUUGUGCCAGGCCCGUGAUGCAGAUUACGGUUUUGUGGCAUACAGUGAUGUUGUCAUUAUGGUAGUGGAGUAUAUGAGCGGUGACCUCAACAUAUCUGCUCCGACACCCACUGAUGGAGCAAAAUACUACACCGGUAGUUCCGACGGUCUGCAUGCAGAGUAUGCGACAUACGCAACUCUGCUAUGCUAUCCUAAUAUCUGCGAUACUUCAGAGUUUGCGGACCCCACAACCAACAUCUUUUUCAAGAGCUUCCUGGCAACCAAAUGUGACCCCAAGUUCGCAACAAAUUUAUGGUUUAUUCAAGGAGGUCCCGGACAUGCUUCCAUUGGCGUGGAAAUCGACAUGCUGGAACUGCACCCGAUUCUGAAAGGAGAGCUAACAUGUACACGAUGGACCAUGGCGGAACUGGGCGAAGCACUCGACUAG
This is a messenger RNA of Phytophthora nicotianae INRA-310, 912 nucleotides long. RefSeq lists its product as hypothetical. NCBI's taxonomy places the organism in Eukaryota, Oomycota, Peronosporomycetes, Peronosporales, Peronosporaceae. The record is from RefSeq and is a predicted model, not a curated record. The coding region runs from base 1 to 912 and encodes 303 amino acids. The transcript has 3 exons.